AUGCCAUAACGGUCUCUUUAAUAGUUUGUAUACUUGUGUUCUGCUUACUCUCCGUGCACAGAAAUUUAAAUGUACGGAACUGGUUAGGUGUAUUUGUGUCUAAUUAGAAUACGGUGACGGUCACAACGAUGCUUAGUGCAAUGCCGCUACACGUCUAUUCAAACAUGAUGAGUAUGCGAUUUGUGAUGAAUCGCACGCUGGAUGAGUUUCUAUCCCAUUCUGGAACCGCAGCACAUGUUGCGGUUGAGCCAUGAGGAUAACUAGCAUGGUUUUCCUAUGUUCACCCGUUUUUUUCAUGCUCGUGUAGUUUUUGCUCAUCGUGGUAAGCAAGUGACUAUAUGCUUACAAACUAAUGCUGCACCCUAUGUUUGUAGUGGGAUGGGUAGAUUUACUCAGUUUUCAUCACUGGCAGGUUAAUUGAAAAUGCCAGUGCGACGCAUCCAUUGUGUUUCCACAAGAGAAAAGAAAUUGGGUUUAGUUGGUUUGUUCUGGUUCUGAAUUCUAUGUGAUUUCGAGCGUUGAAUGUCGUUCGUUGUUGUAGUUGUGUAUACAAACGCGAAGCAGAAGGCACGCAAUGGAUUUUCAAACUCAAAAAAGCUACAUUUCAGUCGAUUCGCAGCGUUAUACAUAUUCGGACGUGCUCUUGAUGCACUUGUAUCGCCACAUACCACUUCUAUGGACGUAAAAUAGUCAAAGCCAACAUAAAAAAAAUGGCAGACCUGAACAGAGCAAAAUGGAAAUGUCUCAUCUUUGUAGCAGUGGCGUUGAUUUGUUCGAGUGAGGGAAAGAACAUUUUAGAGGUCAUUUCAGUGCUUGAUGAGGACAAGGUAGAAGCAAUAACAGCCGAUGUAGCUGCAGAGAAAAGAGGAGAAUUUAAACAUCCCCACCGCCUCCAGACUUUCACUUCGCUUACAACCAGAGACAAUAAAGCUGCUUACUUCCACGUAUUUAAUUCUACCGCACGUUUGGUGAGUGAUUUACAAUCAGUUGCAUGGAAAGAUAAUCAACCUGUAGGCAGUCGUUUGAAACGCCAUGCAGAAGCUACCGAUGCAGAUGCGCCCACAGGCCAACCGAAUGCUCGUGAAGAUCCAAUUGUAGCUGAAAAACAAAUCAUGCAUGCGCCGCAUAAAUCUUCAGAAUUUCAAGCAAAAAUUAUACGCGAAGAAAGCGAUUCUGAUGGCCAGGAAUCGAUUCAUUUAAUACAAGAGGGUAUAAAGUCACGUGCUCCGAGAGUAAACUUCGUCACACAGCAAACGAAAAACAUAUUGCCUUCUUCAGAAUUUCGUGAUUCAUCAAACGACAAGCUGAUACGAGAGCUGUAUCGCAAACCAGUAAAGAACCUAAAUUAUGAACGUUACUUGCCUCGAACUUAUGAUUCCUUCAUGGCAACAUCUCAAUCACCAAUGUACCCCCGAGUAUACAACAGAUAUGAUUCGUUUCAUUACGACAUGCUGAAUCGGAUGCAUCCUCCAGCACCACAUCGGUACGAUCACUACUACGAGCGUCGACACGAUGUAGAAAGUGAUUCUUAUUUCCCUCGGUACAAAUUUCCUUACUAUUACUAUUAUCCCGACCGGCGUUAUGAUGUUCCGUUGUAUUACAGAGAUCGUAACUAUCUGUACACAAACGACAUCGAACAAUCUCCACACGGAAUCCCAGUGUAUAAUACGUUGCCCUUACCAACCAGUAUGAUUCGAUCCUCCGUACCAGCAAUGCGUAAUCGUCGAAUAAUUUAUUUCGCCACAUUACCAGAAAUAGUUCGGCCGCGUCCGAAGGAUAACUUGAACCAUAGAUUAGUGCAAGGAAAUCGAUACGAACCUUACAAUGCUGGAGUAUCUCAAAGUGGGAUUGCAUACAAAGACGCUCGGCCUGUGAAAUACGACGGUAAAGGUGAUAAGUAUGUGAGUUCUAAACCAAUUAAAAUUGUGCGUGAGGCAAUUGAAGCGCAAACUAGAACGUCUUUACUUAGAGAUUCCCAGGACAAGAGGGAAAGGCAACAGCAACAACAACAACCCAACAGCUGGAGCAACAUUAAGGAAUCGAAUCGUUCACCGUUUGUUGAGAAUAAUUCAUUUCUUGAGCGCAGGAGAUUAUUUUUACACUAAUAAAUUAAAAAUUUAAGCUUUUUUUCAUUUAAGAGACAGUCAGAACUGUUUGUAUACGAUAAACCACCUAUGAAAACUGUUGUGUAAAUGGUUUGAGGUAUUUUUUAUAAAUGUGUUUGGGAUGCGAAUAAAACACAAAGUAUCUUUAUGUUCUUGAUUAUAAAGCUCACAAGGAAAGAUGGAAAUCGAGAGGGAAGUUAGCAAAGAAAGAAGAACUUAGCGAUACGGGGUGGAGCAAUCUGAGGCUUCCACUCGACAGGACCAGUAUUGAAUCCCAUUUUGAGCGCUCACCGGCAAUUGCUUCCAAUUUGCGCAUAAAUUUAUGUAAUGAAAGCCAAAAGCCAGAGGUCAAGGCCAAAAGUGAUGACAGUGUAACGUCAGAUAAUAUUAAAAGCAAGUAUUUCGCUUAUUAAUUAUGUCAAUUCUUAGAAAUCAUGCCUCCGUAGUUUAUGUGUUACCACAUUAAAGAUGAAGUUUGCACAUUAAUUUGAUAACAUUGGGGUGCAGCAAAAGGAGCACAUAAAAAAGAAAAAAAAUCAAACGUCGAAUAAUGUGCGCUGCGCUUGAUAUUAAUUGCAAUUUUGGAUUCUGUUUUACAUUGUUUUGCUUGAUAUGCGAUUUGUUGCAAUUGUUUUUUACUGUUGCGUGUGGGUAGCGCUUCUGUUUGUUAAUUAUCUGUUACAUUCUGUGUUUAAUUGGUGAAUUGUUUCGGUGUUGUCGGCGGAGCACUGCCUGCUAGUAUUCUGGUGACCGGUUCUGGGAUUGUAUUCUUUGGUUGUUCGUGGUCAGAUGUUAUCGAUUCUCUUAAACGUUGAUUGUCGGUAGGUCGGAAUGUUAUUGCACGUAACACCAAUUAAUUAACACUCGCUAACGUUGUUCUUUUUUACCGAUUAUUUUUGUUCAUGAAGGACGGAUUGGCCGUAUUGCUUUUAUACAGAUUAAAUAUAAACAAAUGUUUACCAAUGGA
Messenger RNA from Anopheles stephensi (Asian malaria mosquito), 3072 nucleotides. RefSeq lists its product as uncharacterized. NCBI's taxonomy places the organism in Eukaryota, Metazoa, Arthropoda, Insecta, Diptera, Culicidae. The transcript is spliced from 2 exons. The record is from RefSeq and is a predicted model, not a curated record. The coding region runs from base 711 to 2105 and encodes 464 amino acids.